UCCAAGAUGUGGGUCGGGCGCUUUCGGUGCGGGUGAUCCAAGACCCCACUAGGAACUUUUUCACCAAACCGAAGGAAGAGAUGAGGCAAGGUCUGUGCUGGGCAGAUCCUUUGGAGUGAGGCUACUGUGUACAGGUGUGAAAGUGAGCCAUUCCCUUCUCUUUGGCAGGUAUUGCCUCUAUUCAUCACUCCACUACAGCUAAACAGUAACCAAAGACCAUGUGACCACUGCCCAGAGGGACCUGAAAGGCUGGUGAUGCUGGUGAAUUAAAGGAAUACAACGUCUCUAGAUGGUGAAAUGGGGAUUGAGGAAGUAUUGAUUUCAAAACAUCAUUCCCCAAAAAUCUGAAUCUCAUACUUUCAAGAGAAUUCUGCAGAGGUGUUGCCAAGGAAGUCGAUGUUUAGAAAGCUCCUCUGAAGGGAAAAGGAAGACUCAAGGGGCCACUGGGAUGCUUCAAGCAAGAGAAAAUGAGGAGAAAGACAAGAAGCUUCAAACAGAAGACAGUUAAGGAUAAUAAAACAUUCACAGAAGUGAGUGACCAAGAAUCUGAAAAAGAUGACCCUACAAUAAAUGAGAGAAGUCAGGCUGAAAAGAGACAAUAUGUGUGUACUGAGUGUGGGAAAGCCUUUAGUCAGAGUGCAAACCUCACAGUACAUGAACGAAUCCACACAGGAGAGAAACCCUAUAAGUGUAAGGAGUGUGGAAAAGCCUUCAGUCAUAGCUCCAACUUGGUUGUUCAUCGGAGAAUCCACACUGGACUGAAGCCCUACACGUGCAGCGAAUGUGGGAAAUCUUUCAGCGGUAAGUCACACCUCAUUCGGCACCAGGGAAUCCACAGUGGGGAGAAAACUUAUGAAUGUAAGGAGUGUGGGAAAGCCUUUAGUCGGAGUUCUGGUCUGAUUUCACAUCACAGAGUUCACACUGGCGAGAAGCCCUACACUUGUAUUGAGUGCGGGAAAGCCUUUAGCCGUAGUUCAAACCUUACUCAACAUCAGAGAAUGCACAAAGGAAAAACAGUUUACAAAUGUAAGGAGUGUGGGAAAACAUGUGUUUCUAAUACAAAGAUUAUGGACCAUCAGAGAAUUCACACUGGGGAGAAGCCUUAUGAAUGUGAUGAGUGUGGGAAAGCUUUCAUCUUAAAGAAGACCCUUAAUGAACAUCAGCGACUUCAUCGUAGAGAGAAACCUUACAAAUGUAAUGAGUGUGGGAAAGCUUUUACUUCUAAUCGAAAUCUUAUUGAUCAUCAGAGAGUGCACACUGGAGAGAAACCCUAUAAAUGCAAUGAGUGUGGAAAAACCUUCAGGCAGACUUCUCAAGUUAUUCUACAUUUAAGAACCCACACAAAGGAGAAACCCUAUAAAUGUAGUGAGUGUGGGAAAGCCUAUCGUUAUAGCUCACAGCUUAUUCAACACCAGAGAAAACAUAAUGAGGAGAAAGAAACGUCAUAAAUGACAUAUAUUGUUGGAAGUGGGGCUAAUUGCUACUUUCUGGAAAAGUAAUUUUUCAGUAUCAUCAACCUUAAUUCUCUAAGAAUUCAUACAGGGAAAGUAAUCAGAAGUAGACAAAGAUUAACAGAAGGGCUAUUCAUGCCAGCAUCAUAUAUAACCGGAGGAAGAAAACUAGAUUUUCAACCAUACAGGGUUUAAGUGAAUGAUGGUCUAGCCAUAUGAUGGUUUUGCACCCAUUGUAAACAUUUUUAAAGAAUAUUUAAUGCCAUGGGGGAAAUGAUUUAGAUGAAAUGGAAGAUAAAGAGAAAAACAAUGAAAUACGAUCCAAAUUUUUAAAAAACAUUUAUGCAAAGGAAAGAAAUGGGAAUGAAAUAAUACCAAAGCAAAAUGUUAACAGUGAUUAUCUCUGGGUAAUAGGAUUAUAGGUAAUUUCUAUUUUCUUCUCUGUACUUUUCUAUGCUUUUUAGAUUUUCUACAGUGAGAAUGUACUACUUUUAUAUUUUUCUACAGUGAGAAUGUACUACUUUUGUAUUUUUUAAAUACAAUGAGUACAUGUUCAUUUUCACUCAACAGGGUUAUGAAAGGCGCAUAGAACAUAGACUCUAAAGUCCUGGGAUUGCACCCUAAUACUGGCACUUAGUAGCAGGGGAACCCUGAGCACGUCACUUCCUUUAGAGCCUGUUUCCUGUGUAUUACAUCAUAAAUACCAGUUGGCUUUUGCAGUUUUGAGAUAAAUUGACUUUACAGUUGUCAACAGAAUAUAUAAUCCACUUUCUUAAUCACUGUUAGGUUAAAAGAAAACAGCAAAGCUUUACUACAUUCUCCUCUCCCACAGUUGUAGAAGGAUCCACAGAUAAUAAAGAACCACCUAGGCUCCACCUUUUCAAUAUAUGUCUACAGAAAAAAAUGCCCCCUUAUGAAAUUGGAACAAUUGCAGUUUCAAAGCCUUUAAAGAGACACAGCAUAAUUCAAACAAGGAGAAGACUCUGCCUUCACGUGUUACAUGGAGUUUCGUAGCUGAAAGUGCAGACUUUUGGGUCAGAGACAUAUGAGUUCUAAUUCCAGAUCUGCUGUGCCCUAGCUUGUCAGUUUUGGACAAGUCCCUCAGAUGCUCUGAGCCACAGAUUUAUCUGUAAAAUGGGAAUAAUGACCUACCUCACAGGGUUGUUGUGAGGAUUAAAUGAGAUAAUGCAUGUAAAUGUGUGACAAGCCUUUCUUUUUGUCUAGCCCUCUGAGAAGGCCUUAAUCUGUUUACAACCAAUAUUUUAAACUUUUAAGACAGCUCAUAAUCCGUCUGGGAACCCUUAGAAUCUCCCCAUUCUUAACGCAGCCAUUCCUCUUUCUUUGUAUACAGUGAAUGCCCAAGCCUAACACCAUUUGUCUUAUGCACGUAGUGAUUUAUUGUUUCAGGGAUUACUAAGGAUUUGAUAUUCCAUCCAAUCCUCAUAACAUUGGUACAAGAAAAUUGAGUCUCAGUGAGGUUAGGUGACUGGCUAGUAAGUGGUUGGAGCCAGAAUGUGAACUCAGAUCUGACUUUCAAGUCCAUGCUUUCUUUAUUAUACCAAAGUGCCUCUGUCCAUCAUGAUGGUUCUAUGCGAGGGGGAGACCAGUUGGGAUCCUCCUGAGUAACCACUUCUGUGAAAGGUGGUUGAUUAUAUCUGGACAGUUAUUUGAUCAUGGUUUCAUAAGGAAGAUGCUGUCAGUCUUCUUUAAGUUAGAUUUAUGGCCUGUCUCUGCACCUUGUAAUUUAGUUUUAAGGAUUAUAUACUUCUUCCUUGCUGUUACUAGAAAGAAGUGGAAGGUGUGAAGGGUAUAUUUGGGUGAAAAGGGAUUGUUUGGUUUCAUCCUAUUUUGAUAGGAUAAUGGCUUACAUAUUAUUUUGUGAUGCAAUAGUCCCUCUUUGCAUAGUUAUUCAAAGCAAGGUUUGGAGGCUCUAGAACAGAUCUGCUGCAUUCAAGGGGUAGGACUCUUGUAUCAUUGGUCACCCUUGGGUAGGCACUUCCCCAAGAGUCUGGGUGGACACGAGAGUAGGGUCACCCACAUGUGGCAGUGGCUAAACAGAACUGCAGCAGUAAGGGCACUUCCAUCAUUUUUCCCUUGUCAUGUGUCCUUUUAAAAUUCUACAAGGGGUUUGUAAUCAAUAUUCAUGCCUUUUGUCAUGGCAGCCAUCCACACCUCCUCAUUACCUAUGUGGAAACUCCCAGGACUAAUGUGUCCUGGCCCUGCCAAAACUGCUUUAAGAAAAUAGGCAAACAGCUUCCUGUGUGCCUGUCAAGUGGUACUUUUUAAGCAUUUAUUAUUGCUGAGCAGAGUUGUUGAUGCUUCCUAUGUUGCUGAGCAAGUGUUGUUCUCUGACCAAAACAUUUUCCUACCACUGUGUCAUAGCAUCUGAAAUUUUUUCUUCAAAUAGGCUUUCUUUUUCAUCUUAA
Messenger RNA from Mesoplodon densirostris (Blainville's beaked whale), 3877 nucleotides. It is a transcript of the gene ZNF660, whose product is annotated as zinc finger protein 660. The transcript has 4 exons. The record is from RefSeq and is a predicted model, not a curated record. Bases 468 to 1448 code for a protein of 326 amino acids. NCBI's taxonomy places the organism in Eukaryota, Metazoa, Chordata, Mammalia, Artiodactyla, Ziphiidae.